Molecule: messenger RNA, 638 nt
Organism: Elgaria multicarinata webbii
Lineage: Eukaryota; Metazoa; Chordata; Lepidosauria; Squamata; Anguidae
Gene: SMDT1
Product: single-pass membrane protein with aspartate rich tail 1
Exons: 3
Coding region: 60-341 (93 amino acids)
Biological process (GO): mitochondrial calcium ion homeostasis; calcium import into the mitochondrion
Cellular component (GO): mitochondrial inner membrane; uniplex complex
Source: RefSeq, a predicted model, not a curated record
CUCUUUUGACAGCCCGUACGCGUCACUAUAGCGCCGAGGAAGAAACCAACACAGAGGAGAUGGCUGGACGCCUGUGGGGAACGGCUAUGUCUUGGGCACGGGCGGGGCCUGUUGGGAACGACAGAGGAUCCUCGGCGGCCGUUGCGCCCUCGCGAAAUGUAACCGUCACCCGGAGUGGCGCCAUCUUGCCUAAGCCGGUCAAAAUGCCCUUUGGUCUUCUCCGUGUGUUUGUCAUUGUAAUCCCCUUCCUCUAUGUUGGGACACAGAUCAGCAAGAACUUUGCAGCUUUGCUUGAGGAACAUGAUAUCUUUGUGCCAGAGGAUGAUGAUGAUGAUGACUAACAGGGCUGCAAAUACAUAGAAAUACAUAAAGUAUUCUGACAUCAAUCUCUAGUCCUGCACCCCUCUCUCUAGUUUGUAAAGAAGGCAUUUGCAGGCAGCUGGACUUCCACCAUAUCACUGAAUGAUCUGUGCAUGGCUAAACGAGCACGACCUAUAUGCAUGAGGAUGCAUAUAUGCUUGUUGGUUCAAUAAUCAUUGUAUGCAGCACUUCACAUUUUCUGAAAGAGCGUUUGGGGACCUUGUUUUAAUGUAGGUAAAGAAAUGGUUUAGACUGCAAAUAAAAAUGAUAGAGCAAAA